Molecule: messenger RNA, 2798 nt
Organism: Echinops telfairi (small Madagascar hedgehog)
Lineage: Eukaryota; Metazoa; Chordata; Mammalia; Afrosoricida; Tenrecidae
Product: very-long-chain 3-oxoacyl-CoA reductase-like
Exons: 10
Coding region: 143-1072 (309 amino acids)
Cellular component (GO): endoplasmic reticulum
Molecular function (GO): oxidoreductase activity
Source: RefSeq, a predicted model, not a curated record
GUAGAAAGCAUGAGGCGUUCAUGUAGGCGGACUACCUAGAGCUGAUAGCAAACUACGCCCUAAGGAAGUCACUGCCCUAAUAUAAUCUGGCCCUGUAGGAAAGACUUCCUGUUAGAUUCCGGCUCUGGUGGCAACAGCUGCGAUGUGGGACCCACUGAGCGCACUGGGUGUUCUCACAGCUGCGUGGCUUCUGCUGGGGGCAGCAUGGAGAGUGGGUCGCGUGGUCUAUAUCUACCUACUGCCCUGGGCUCGUCCGGGAGACCACUGGAUCCGGGCCCAGGGAGCCUGGGCAGUGGUGACAGGAGCCACGGAUGGCAUUGGCAGGGCCUACGCGCACCAGUUUGCCAAGAGAGGUCUGAACAUCGUCCUCAUCAGCCGAAACGCGAACAAGUUGGAGAAGGAGGCAAAGGAGAUUGAGCGGCUUCAUGGUACCGACACACGUGUCAUCCAGGCUGACUUCACCGGGGGCUUGGAGAUCUACGGGGCCAUUGAGGAAGGGCUGAAGGGCCUGGACAUUGGAGUACUGGUGAACAACGUGGGCAUGAAUCACUCUAAACUCCCUGUGAAACUGUUGGACUGUGAGAACCCAGCCCAGAUGACCAGAAUCGUCCUGCCCCAAAUGGUCUCCAGGCACAGGGGGAUCAUCAUCAAUGUGUCUUCUAUGAGUGAAAACCACCCCUGGCCAUUCCUUGGCACCUACUCAGCCACAAAGGCCUUCGUGCAAAGAUUCUCCGCUGCAGUGGGCGCUGAGUAUCUCUCUGAAGGUGUCACCGUGCAGACGGUGAGCCCAGGUCCAAUCUCCACAAACUUGACUUGUAAUAUCAAAACCGGAUGGCUGGUGAAGGGUCCCCAAGACUGGGCUGAGCAGGCGGUGCACACCCUCGGCCUCUCCUCCCACACCCCUGGGUGCCUCAUCCAUGUUGUGGAGACCUUCCUGAUAGGUCUCCUGCCCUCCUGGUGUGCCUGCAAUCGCUGGACAGUCAAGCUCUGGGCUCUGCUGCAGCCUAUAGUACUUAAGAGAGUCCUUAAAGACCAAAGUGCCUCCCUGUUUAACCCCAAACCUGCCCAAUAAAGUUCAGCCCCAAGGCGGACCCUGUGAAAAGUUCUGCAGAAACUGGAAAGAAUGCACCAUUGUCAAAGACCAGCGAACCAAGGACCCUGAAGACCAUGAAGGAAUCACGAUCCACGAACAAUGACGACCCAAAAUGACUGUCUGGAGCCAUCAUGAUGCUGAUCGUGCAAGAAGACCUGAGUCCAUGUUUCCAGCCGAGAGGGGCCGGGCCCGUUCCCCCUUUCUGUGCAGUGUGUAAGGCCACCCGGCCCUGAGCUCGGGGCUCAUGCACAUGACAGCCUCAGCCCUGCUCAUGCACUGGUCCGCCUCAGCCGGCCUGCACCCAGGCAAGAAAUAAACGCUGCUGUGUGCCACCCACCUGGCCUGGUGACUGAACUGAGUAUCUUCUCUUGACCUUACAAUAUCCACCUUCCCACCACCACCACCCCACCCCCCAAGGGAAAAGGCUAGGGGAAGGAGUGAGGUAGGCUCAGGGGCUGGCCUGCCCGCUCCUCUUUCCAGCAUCCUGGUCCAGGACUGUGGAUUUUGGACUAAAUGUGCAGGCCGACCAGUGCAGUAGAACUGGGCACCCGGAAGAGUCGUUGAGACCUCUGUGGAGAAAACCGAGUUCUUAACAUACGACACGCAGAGAAGGACAUGAGCAUGUGAAGGAGAGAUGAUGUCACCAUGUGUAUCCACAUGCAACUCGAUGAUUAUAGGGAAAGCCACUGCUGUGCACACUUUUCAAGGGUGGACUUUAACGUCUGGGACUCAUUCUCAAUGAGAAUACUUUAAAAACCAGAGAUGCCUAGCAGUAUGAAAUUGAAACCUGAGAUGUAGUCGGUGAACAUGCCAUCGCACCCAUCAUUCCUCGUGUGAUGGAUGAUAACGCUGACCUCCGCGUCCGUGCCGAUCAUCCCAGUCUGCUGGGCGCGUCGUCUGCUGUGCCGCUCACGUGGAAUUGAGUUUUGGUCUUCACGAAUUCUGUGAACCGAGUCACACCGUCUGUGUCCUUGGCCGUAGGGUCUGCGGAAAGACGAAAGCACGUGUGAGCGCCAUCUCAGGCACAGGGAGGAACCGCAGGUCCCUUGGAGGAGCAGCCUUUGGGAGAUCAUCCCUGCCACAGCAUCUACUUCUCUCCUCGGUUCAAUAGUCCAUUGCAAUGACCGCACAGAACACGCAGACGAUACUCAAGAUUAGGGGAGUUCAUAGGGGAAGUGGACAGGUUGCCAUCAGCAAGGAUCAGCACACUUAAGGAUGCAGCUUUUGUCCAGACCAGCACCUGCUCUCGGCCAACAGCCAAGUCUCUGGUCCUCAGUCUCAGCUCUGGGGUCCUGGGCCUCGAUCUUUUCCCACAGGCUGGGAAGCCCAUGACUCUGCCUCUGAGUUCUCAGCGGCUCUUCUCUUCUGUCUUGGUCUCUCCGGCUCGGGGCAGCCCCUUCUUCCUCCCCAAAGGCAGGCAGAGAUCUUCCCGUGGCUCCACGUGUGGCUCUCCUUGUUGGAUCUUGGAAUGCCUCUUUCCCUGCUUUGGAGAUGGCUCUCAUGCCCAGAAGAAUGACAAAACGGACCGAUCCCCCAGUCCGAGUCUUCCACACCUUAUUACAGUGAGGGUGGCCCGGGACAGGGCAGUGUCCUUUCGGUUGUGCAUAGGGUCGCAAUGGGCUAGAAAUGACUCCAUGACACGCAACGAAUAACGCCACCCCCACCCAAGGUGGGGAUUACAACGACUCUGGACAAGAGAGCCACA